Molecule: messenger RNA, 1230 nt
Organism: Suillus plorans
Lineage: Eukaryota; Fungi; Basidiomycota; Agaricomycetes; Boletales; Suillaceae
Exons: 8
Coding region: 1-1230 (409 amino acids)
Source: RefSeq, a predicted model, not a curated record
AUGUCGCAUGUCGAGGACCAGCAAAACGAGGGCAACACCUCCGAGAUGCAUGCCGAUGGCGAUAGCGAAGGCAGCACCUCCCACAUCAAGAACCGGCUGGACGGAGGUAAUGUUCAGCCGCAACAAUCUCAAGCAGUAGCAGCACACGUGCAAGCUCUGCAGCGACGGAAAAUUGCUCAACUGGAGGAGAAGCUGGAGGCCCUACAGUCGGGGCGCGCAGUCAAGGAAAGGCAAACAGUCUGGUAUGUCGCUAAAGAAAGAGCGAUCAGGCGUGUUAUCACCCUGUUCGACAGUAUCGAGGACCUCGUCGCUAAAAAUGACAGAAGAUACGAGAGCGAGGACCCAGAUAAUACCAUCGAACAGGAUCGACUACAAAUAGGUUACGCCACACUAGCCAGAACCUUGCCGUGGUUUUUCAAGAAGGGUUCAGAGAUGGAGUACGAGGAGUACAUGCACAUGUUGAAGAUGCUUCGACAGGGGGCUGAUGGCACUCGAGCAGAUGACACCUCGAAACUGAAGACUCUCAUUUCGGAAUGGGUCAAUCGUGAAUUCAAGCUGGUUUCCCUCGUUGACCCCGACGAUAAACAUUCCCGUGGAUUCACUCAUGAUGUGUGUGGCAAGUUACUCUGUCCGGCCGAGCUUGAUUGGAAUAGCCCAGAAGUGAAGGCAGGAAUCAGAAAUCACUCAGAUGGGUAUAUCGUUACAGAUCUAUCCUUUCCCACUUACUUGUAUGACAAGUACACUACCAAUCCGGACGACCUUGAGGAAGGUCUUUUCAAAGGCAAGAUUCUCAUUCAGGGCUACAAGGCUGUGUUUACAUCUCCUUCCUUGGCAAAAGAUGUUGACGGUGACGGCGACAGCGCAGAUGUCAUCAGCAACAACCGACAGGCUAAGAAGUCUCUAUCCAGAAUCAAGGUUAAAAAACACGUGGCACAGAUCAUCCAGAUGGAAAAAGUCACUCCUCGCUCGAUCGCAUAUAUUGCAUGCCAAUCCAUGGAUGGCGACUUCGACUACGAACAGUUUUGGCGGACCAUUGUGGACUUCUUCGAAAGGGCCCCUGGCCGAGAAGCGCAGCGCAGGGUGGAAAGACUUCUCAAAUGGUGGACCAGAAAAGUUUUCGGGAGGAACCGCCAAGGCGAACUUAGUGAUGCAAUGAAGGCCAACAUGUCCGUCAAUGCUCUCGCAAGGCAGAGAGAACAGUGUGAUGACACUGUGUUUGAUUCACCUUAG